AUGGCAGUUCCCACCAACUCUUGUCCUUUGGUCUGUCUGCUCACCCUUACAAUCCUACAGCUACGUACGUUGGAUUCAGCAGCUCCCUUCGAUGUGACUGCACCUCAGGAGUCAGUGCUGGCCGUAGUGGGUUCAGAUGCGGAGCUGACCUGUCGCUUUUCCCCAAACGCAAGCUCAGAGCAAAUGGAGUUGCUGUGGUUUCGACAGACGAGGUCGCCAGCGGUACUUCUGUACCGGGCUGGCAAGGAGCAGGAGGGCGAGCAGAUGACCGAGUACCACGGGAGGGCGACGCUGGUGACAGCCAGACUCCUAGACGGCCUCGCUACUCUGCAUAUCCGAGGUGUCAGGGUCUCGGACCAGGGGCAAUACCGGUGCUUUCUCAAAGACAACGACUACUCCGAGGAGGCCGCUGUGCAUCUCAAAGUGGCUGCUGUGGGCUCAGAUCCUUACAUCAGUAUGAAGGUUCAAGAGAAUGGAAACAUGGAGCUGGAGUGCACCUCCUCUGGAUGGUACCCAGAACCUCGGGUACAGUGGAGAACAGCUAACAGAGAGAUGCUACCACCCACAUCAGAGUCCAGGAAUCCUGAUACGGAAGGCUUGUUCACUGUGACAGCUUCUAUGAUGAUCAGAGACAACUCCAUAAAGAAUAUGUCCUGCUGCAUUCAGAAUAUCCUCCUUGGCCAGGGGAAGGAAGUAGAGAUCUCCUUACCAGCUCCCUUCUUGCCAAGGCUGACUCCUUGGAUAGUAGCCUUGGCUAUUGUCAUAUUGGCCUUAGGGUUUCUCGCAAUCGGGUCCAUAUUUUUCACUUGGAAACUAUACAAGGAAAGAUCUAGAGAGCGGAAGAAGGAAUUUGGCUCUAAAGAGAGGCUUCUGGAAGAACUCAGAUGCAAAAAGACUCCCCUUCAUGAAGUUGAUGUGACUCUGGAUCCAGACACAGCUCACCCCCACCUCUUCCUGUAUGAAGAUUCAAAAUCGGUUCGAUUGGAAGAUUCACGUCAGAUCCUGCCUGAUAGACCAGAGAGAUUUGACUCCUGGCCCUGCGUGUUGGGCCGUGAGACCUUUACUUCAGGGAGACAUUAUUGGGAGGUGGAGGUGGGAGAUAGAACUGAUUGGGCCAUUGGUGUGUGUAGGGAGAAUGUGGUGAAGAAAGGGUUUGACCCCAUGACUCCUGAUAAUGGGUUCUGGGCUGUGGAGUUGUAUGGAAAUGGGUACUGGGCCCUCACCCCACUCCGGACCCCUCUCCGGUUGGCAGGACCCCCUCGCCGAGUUGGGGUUUUUCUGGACUAUGAAUUAGGAGACAUUUCCUUCUACAACGUGAGUGAUGGAUCUCUUAUCUAUGCUUUCCCUAGCACCUCUUUCUCUGGUCCCCUCCGUCCCUUCUUUUGUCUGUGGUCCUGUGGUAAAAAGCCCCUAACCAUCUGUCCAACUGCCAAUGUGCCUGAGAAAAUCACAGUCAUUGCUAAUGUCCAGGACAACAUUCCCUUGUCCCCUCUGGGGGAAGGCUCUACUUCAGGAGACAAAGAUAGUCUCCAUUCUAAACUGAUACCUUUCUCACCUAGCCAAGCAGCACCUUAA
Molecule: messenger RNA, 1575 nt
Organism: Rattus rattus (black rat)
Lineage: Eukaryota; Metazoa; Chordata; Mammalia; Rodentia; Muridae
Gene: Btn1a1
Product: butyrophilin subfamily 1 member A1
Exons: 7
Coding region: 1-1575 (524 amino acids)
Biological process (GO): regulation of cytokine production; T cell receptor signaling pathway
Cellular component (GO): external side of plasma membrane
Molecular function (GO): signaling receptor binding
Source: RefSeq, a predicted model, not a curated record